UCUUCAUUCCCCCACUCCCAGAAGAAACAUUUAUUAUGCUAAGUGAAACGUUUAACCACCCGGGACUGUUGGCUGAAAUAUCUCAUCCUGUGACUGGAAAGCUCAUCCUCCUAACGUUGACUCCACAGCGUGCCGUUAACUAGGACUAAGAAAGUCAACUACUGCUUCACAGCGCCAGGAUUUCAACAGCACGGAGCCUCCCGAGGCAGAGAACCGCGACAGCAAAUUCAGCAGGAUCUCAAAGCAGCAGCCGCCUCUCCCUGCAGAUGCCAUUUAACCCUGGAUUUGCGUGCAUCCCACUUCUGAAAAUCAGCUGGAAAUUCAUCGUGCCUUCCCUUCACGGAGAGUGAGCGCUGCCAGCCAAAGCCCUGGCUCCCCCCUCUCCCAGCACCGGAGCUGGGUUAGGAAGAGCCUUUUCCCAUGCAGGGGGAGUGGGGCUCCCAGCAGACUCCCGGAGCUCCCAGCACGUCCCAGUUGACCAGCAGAUGAUCCAGUGCAUUUCCCCAAAAGAGGUGUGCUGGGGGAACAAGGGCCAGGACACGAGGUACCUGUAUCAUUUUUGACUAAUAUUUGUGGAUGAAUGCUGUAAAUAUGAGCCAAGAAGAUUUAAAAGAAAGUCACUGAGCCAUGUAAGUGAAUUAAUUUGCCUUUAGACAAAAUGCGGCUGGUUUUCAGCCUUUUACAAGCAGGAACAUUAUUUCUUUCUUAUGCCAAAGACUGACCGAGUUUGCUUUACUUCUACUGUGGAGGAAAUUUAAGCAAGAACAUGUAUAGUGAAUUGCUAAAUUCAACCAGCGCCACUGAAGCUCACCUUAUCAUUCAGACCAACACGCCCUACCUGAGCAGCACACCAAGACCCGUGAGCUCCUCCGCUUUUUACAUGUCAACAGCCAGGGUGUUAAAAGAAGGGGAAAUAAAUAAGCCAGACCUGGUGACUUACAUCAUUCUGUUUUUCUUUCUGCUCUUGACUGUGACACUCAUUGUGCUCUUCAUAAACUGCCAGCUGAAAAAUUCUUUUUUUGCUACUCUUCCUUACGACAGAUCGCUCAGAGAGGCGAGGAGCCCGUGGAGGACACAAGCUGUCUGACACUGGAGAGCAACUAUGUACUACAACAGUAGCAGGCACCAGAAACCCUGUGCAAUACGGCGUUACUGCCAUGUGCCAGUGAGUGGAUGUGACCCUCCGUAGGAAAAGAUUGCUGAAAAAUAUGCUGUAUGCAAAAUCAGAAUAGCUGUAAAUAAAAAGCUCUGUUAUGAACUAAA
Tyto alba (common barn owl) is the source of this 1263-nucleotide messenger RNA. RefSeq names its product small integral membrane protein 32 (gene SMIM32). The record is from RefSeq and is a predicted model, not a curated record. NCBI's taxonomy places the organism in Eukaryota, Metazoa, Chordata, Aves, Strigiformes, Tytonidae. The transcript has 2 exons. Bases 767 to 1087 code for a protein of 106 amino acids.